Molecule: messenger RNA, 2008 nt
Organism: Sabethes cyaneus
Lineage: Eukaryota; Metazoa; Arthropoda; Insecta; Diptera; Culicidae
Gene: Uxs
Product: UDP-glucuronic acid decarboxylase 1
Exons: 5
Coding region: 115-1518 (467 amino acids)
Biological process (GO): D-xylose metabolic process
Cellular component (GO): cytoplasm
Molecular function (GO): NAD+ binding; UDP-glucuronate decarboxylase activity
Source: RefSeq, a predicted model, not a curated record
GACGGUGGUAGGAAAAAGUGCUAAACGGCCAGACAGAGAUCUCUCCCGUCCCGUUUUCGGUGGUUCAAGUUUGCUGAAAAUAAUUGCAACUGCACGGCCCCGAGUUUAGUUAUUAUGGUGUUUUCGAAGCGAAAGAUGAAGCAGCUGUUCGCGUUCGGUGUGGCCGUAGUUCUCGUGAUCUGUUUGUACAAAUCGUGGGGCAAUCCGACCGGUGAUGGUGGUAAGCUGACUCUGGCAUUGAGUAAUAAAAAUGAAAUCGAACAUGGUGCGGAUCAGCUGAGAUAUGUCCAACAGGGGCACGAGCGGCCGUCGCCAGACGAUCCUCAGAUAGUAGCCUUCAAGAAACAUCCGGAUGUCAAUGAUAACAACGUCGGCGACGCCGAUGGGUACGAUGCGCAGCAUGAAUCCCGCAUGGCGGAGCUGCAUUCGGCCAAGAAGCAGAUUCUGGAGCUCGAGCGAAAGAUUCAGGAGCUGGAAGGGCGGAUACCUCGGAAGUAUCCCGAUGUAACAUUUCUGAACUACAAAAGUAGAAAGCGAAUACUGAUCACCGGCGGAGCCGGUUUCGUAGGCUCUCACCUUCUCGACUAUCUUAUGAUGCAAGGACACGAGCUGAUCGUGGUGGAUAAUUUCUUCACCGGUCGAAAGCGCAAUGUCGAGCACUGGUUGGGUCACGAAAACUUCGAACUCAUCCACCAUGACAUUGUCAAUCCGCUGUUCAUCGAGGUGGACGAGAUAUAUCACCUUGCCAGUCCGGCCAGCCCGCCGCACUACAUGUACAAUCCGGUGAAGACGAUCAAAACCAACACGCUGGGUACGAUCAAUAUGCUCGGGCUGGCCAAACGGGUGGGGGCCAAGGUGCUGAUUGCGAGCACUUCGGAGGUGUACGGCGAUCCGGAUGUGCACCCGCAGCCGGAGACCUACUGGGGUCAUGUGAACCCGAUCGGACCCCGAGCGUGCUAUGAUGAGGGCAAACGUGUCGCCGAAACGCUUAGCUAUGCCUAUGCGAAGCAGGAAAACGUCAACGUUCGUGUGGCACGGAUUUUCAACACUUACGGUCCGCGGAUGCACAUGAACGACGGUCGGGUGGUUUCCAACUUUAUUAUACAGGCAUUGCAAAAUCAGUCAAUUACGAUGUAUGGAAGCGGUAAGCAGACGCGGUCUUUCCAGUACGUUUCUGAUCUGGUAGAUGGUUUGGUUGCACUGAUGGCUUCCAACUACACUCAACCCGUUAAUUUGGGCAAUCCGGUAGAGCGCACAAUCGAGGAGUUUGCGGAGAUCAUCCGGGAUCUAGUGGGAUGUAAGAGUCAGAUCGUUGAGUUGCCCGCAGUGGAGGACGACCCACAGCGGCGGAAACCUGAUAUUUCCAGAGCCAAACACUAUCUCAACUGGGAACCGAGGGUCCCGCUGAAGGAAGGUCUAGAAAAAACUAUCGAAUACUUCCGGAAAGAACUGGCACGUUCGAAUCACUCCCAGCGGAACAUAUUCGUGCCAGAAACGACAGAAAAAGUGUGGCAUUAGCGGUGCGAGUCGCUUGUUCCAUUAAUGCGGUGCUAUGUGCCACCGGGUGGUAAAAAAGCGGUGAUUAACCACCACACCGAUGGAAGCUAACGUAAAAGUGUGCAAUUUCCCGUACUACCCAUUUCCUAUGGCGAUUUGUUCGUUUUUUUUGUUUUCCCAUCAUGAUGUCGCAGUACAAAUUUUCUAACUUCUUAAAGAGUCAUCCUUACUCAAGUGUCACCUACUCGUGGAUCCUAAAUAAGUGUAAAUUUAAACAGCCAACACAACUUAUCGCAUGAACCACUCAAAAGUCGAGCUAGGUUACAGUUCAAAAUUUUAUUAUUGUUAUCUUUUUAGAAUAAUUUUAUCUGCAUUUAGCUGUACGGAACCCGUUUUGUGGAUGUUUCUUUGGUCUAGUCUGUUUCAAUUUCAUGCUGUCUGUUUUUUUGUGUGUGCGAGAGUUAGAAACUACUUAUUUUCUGUUUGUAGGGUUGUAAAUAAAGGCGAAGAU